UUUAUCUCUCUAAAAUUUAGUCCCACCAUAAUUCACAUAAAUACACUUUCCACCCAACCGUUUAUACCUUCUAGUAUCAGUGUAGCGGUACUCCAUACAAGCAUCUAGAAAAGUUUGUUCCGCCUACCUAACAUUUUAUACCAAACCAGUCUCGCUAAAAAUAGGCAUGCAAGGUGCUUCCAUGGAAUAUUCCUAGUUUCAAAGCUUGGUGAGCAGCCAUCAAAUGGCUAACAGACCUUCAGCCAGUUACCAGCCCAGUACUUGGACUUGCGAUUUUGUGGAGUCCUUCAAGACUGGUCAAACAGAGAUAUACAAGGAGAGGCAAAGGAAACUAGAGGAGGAAGUGAGGAAAAUGGUUGAUGAUGAAGAUGUGGAAGUUGAACCAACGGCUCUGCUUGAAUUGGUAGACAUCAUCCAACGGUUAGGAUUGGGGUACAUCUUUGACAGGGACAUAAAGAGAGCCCUCCAUAGGAUAAUAUCUGUCCAAGCAAAAUCUAAUGACAGAAAACAGAAGAGUUUGCAUGCCACGGCUCUUAGCUUUAGGCUCCUCAGACAACAUGGCUAUCAAGUCUCUCAAGAUAUUUUCAAGCAUUUUAUGGACGACAAUGGCAAAUUUAAGGCAUGCCAUUGCAAUGAUGGGAAGGGAAUGUUGAGUUUGCAUGAAGCUUCAUAUCUUGGUUUUGAAGGAGAAAACAUUUUGGAUGAUGCCAAAUCAUUUAUUGGCAUACAUCUCAGACACCACUUGGGGAAGAUUAAUAUUAUCGAUCCCAGCCUUGCAGAACAAGUGAAUCAUGCAUUGGAACUCCCUUUGCACCGUCGAAUGCUGAGGCUAGAAGCUAGAGAAUAUAUCGAGGCAUAUGCUAGAAGAUUAGAUGCAAAUCAUGUGCUGCUUGAACUUGCAGUGCUCGAUUUUAACAUGGUGCAAUCAACACAUCUAAGUGAACUUCAAGACAUGUCAAGGUGGUGGAGAUAUAUGGGACUAGCAAACAAGUUGAGCUUUAUAAGGGAUAGGAUAGUAGAAAACUUCUUCUGUUCAGUUGGAAUGGUCUUUGAACCUCAAUUCAGUAAUUUUCGUAAGGGGAUGACAAAAUUGAUUGCACUAAUAGUUAUUAUUGAUGACGUCUACGAUAUGUAUGGUUCGUUGAAAGAACUAGAGCAAUUUACAGAAGCAAUUGAGAGGUGGAGUAUGGAUGCUAUUGAAAAUCUUUCAGACUGCCUGAAACUAUGCUUCCAAGCACUCUAUAGUACUGUAAAUGAAAUGGCCUAUGACAAUUUUAAAGAACAGGGAGUGAACACUAUAUCACAACUAAAAAAAGCAUGGGCAGAUUUAUGCAAAGCUUUCCUAGUAGAAGCAAAGUGGUACCACACAAAAGCCACACCAAAGUUCAAAGAUUAUAUGGAUAAUGCAUGACUUUCGUCAUCUGCAGUAGUUAUACUGGUUCAUGCUUAUUGCUUAAUAGAUCAGAACAUCACAAAGCAGGCACUAGAUUGCUUUGAUCAACACAAUGACCUUUUCUACCACCCAUCCAUCAUUUUUCGACUUUGCAAUGAUUUGGCUUCUUCAUCAGUAUGCAAUCUUAUAUAAUCUUUCUCAUGCUACAAUGCAAUCCCAAGGUUGCUGGUAAUACAAUCUAACCAAUUUAGAUUAAUCAUGAUGAUAAUAACUGCAAAGUCAUUAUAAUGCAGGCUGACUUGAAGGGAGAUAUAACUGCAAAGUCGAUCCCAUGUUACAUGAAUGAAACCAAACUUUCAGAGGAAUUGGCUUGUGAACAAAUGAGAAACUUGAUUGAUGAGACAUGGAAGAAGAUGAACAAAGGUCUAGCAAGCAACAAUACUCCAUUUUCUAGACCUUUGAUGGACAUAAUUCUAAACUUGGUGAGGACUACUCAUUGCAUAUACCAGUACGGGGAUGCCCAUGGAGCUCCAGAUAACAAAUCAAAAAUAAGAGUCUUAAAACUGUUAUUUGAGCCUGUUUCACUCAUCAAAGAAUAAAAUGAAAUUUGAACUUUGUUGAUGGAUUAGUCGGAAGAAAGGGGUAUUUGUGUAAUGAGUCCGAUUACACUCAGCUCUAUUACGAGUAUAAUAAUCUGAGAAUGUAUUAAUAUGCUCAGUAUUUACUAUUGAACGCUUUCUAUAUCGAUUACAACUUUUGCUAUCC
Molecule: messenger RNA, 2158 nt
Organism: Camellia sinensis
Lineage: Eukaryota; Viridiplantae; Streptophyta; Magnoliopsida; Ericales; Theaceae
Source: RefSeq, a predicted model, not a curated record